This is a messenger RNA of Camelus dromedarius (Arabian camel), 2705 nucleotides long. It is a transcript of the gene BRAF, whose product is annotated as B-Raf proto-oncogene, serine/threonine kinase. The transcript is spliced from 20 exons. Gene Ontology annotation, molecular function: protein kinase activity; ATP binding. Bases 63 to 2468 code for a protein of 801 amino acids. Gene Ontology annotation, biological process: Ras protein signal transduction; protein phosphorylation. Gene Ontology annotation, cellular component: cytoplasm. NCBI's taxonomy places the organism in Eukaryota, Metazoa, Chordata, Mammalia, Artiodactyla, Camelidae. The record is from RefSeq and is a predicted model, not a curated record.
UCCGCCUCCCUUCCCCCUCCCCGCCCAGCAGCGGUCGCUCGGGCCCGGCUCUCGGUUAUAAGAUGGCGGCGCUGAGCGGCGGUGGCGGCGCGGAGCAGGGCCAGGCUCUGUUCAACGGGGACAUGGAGCCCGAGGCCGGCGCUGCGGCCUCUUCGGCUGCGGACCCUGCCAUUCCCGAGGAGGUGUGGAAUAUCAAACAAAUGAUUAAGUUGACACAGGAACAUAUAGAGGCCCUAUUGGACAAAUUUGGUGGGGAGCAUAAUCCACCAUCAAUAUAUCUGGAGGCCUAUGAAGAAUACACCAGCAAGCUAGAUGCCCUCCAACAAAGAGAACAACAGUUAUUGGAAUCCCUGGGGAAUGGAACUGAUUUUUCUGUUUCUAGCUCUGCAUCAACGGACACCGUUACAUCUUCUUCCUCUUCUAGCCUUUCAGUGCUGCCUUCAUCUCUUUCAGUUUUUCAAAACCCCACAGAUGUGUCACGGAGCAACCCCAAGUCACCACAAAAACCUAUCGUUAGAGUCUUCCUGCCCAAUAAACAGAGGACAGUGGUACCUGCAAGGUGUGGAGUUACAGUUCGGGACAGUCUAAAGAAAGCACUGAUGAUGAGAGGUCUAAUCCCAGAGUGCUGUGCUGUUUACAGAAUUCAGGAUGGAGAGAAGAAACCAAUUGGCUGGGAUACUGAUAUUUCCUGGCUUACCGGAGAGGAAUUGCAUGUAGAAGUGUUGGAGAAUGUUCCACUUACAACACACAACUUUGUACGGAAAACUUUUUUCACCUUAGCAUUUUGUGACUUCUGUCGAAAGCUGCUUUUCCAGGGGUUCCGCUGUCAAACAUGUGGUUAUAAAUUUCACCAGCGUUGUAGUACAGAGGUUCCACUGAUGUGUGUUAAUUAUGACCAACUUGAUUUGCUGUUUGUCUCCAAGUUCUUUGAACACCACCCAAUACCACAGGAGGAGGCCUCCUUAGCAGAGACUGCCCUUACGUCUGGGUCAUCCUCGUCUGCACCCCCCUCCGAUUCUAUUGGGCCCCCAAUUCUCACCAGUCCGUCUCCUUCAAAAUCCAUUCCAAUUCCACAGCCUUUCCGACCAGCAGAUGAAGAUCAUCGAAAUCAGUUUGGACAACGAGACCGGUCCUCGUCAGCUCCAAAUGUGCAUAUAAACACAAUAGAACCCGUCAAUAUUGAUGACUUGAUUAGAGACCAAGGGUUUCGUAGUGAUGGAGCCCCUUUGAACCAGCUGAUGCGCUGUCUUCGGAAAUACCAAUCCCGGACUCCCAGUCCCCUCCUACAUUCUGUCCCCAGUGAAAUAGUGUUUGAUUUUGAGCCUGGCCCAGUGUUCAGAGGAUCCACCACAGGUUUGUCUGCCACACCCCCUGCCUCAUUACCUGGCUCACUCACUAAUGUGAAAGCAUUACAGAAAUCUCCAGGACCUCAGCGAGAAAGGAAAUCAUCUUCAUCCUCAGAAGACAGAAAUCGAAUGAAAACACUUGGUAGACGGGAUUCAAGUGACGAUUGGGAGAUUCCUGAUGGGCAGAUCACGGUGGGACAAAGAAUUGGAUCCGGGUCGUUUGGGACAGUCUACAAGGGAAAGUGGCAUGGUGAUGUGGCAGUGAAAAUGUUGAAUGUGACAGCACCCACACCUCAGCAGUUACAGGCCUUCAAAAAUGAAGUAGGAGUACUCAGGAAAACUCGACAUGUGAAUAUCCUACUCUUCAUGGGUUAUUCAACAAAGCCACAACUGGCUAUUGUUACCCAGUGGUGUGAGGGCUCCAGCUUAUAUCAUCAUCUCCACAUCAUUGAGACCAAAUUCGAGAUGAUCAAACUUAUAGAUAUUGCACGGCAGACUGCACAGGGCAUGGAUUACUUACACGCCAAGUCAAUCAUCCACAGAGACCUCAAGAGUAAUAAUAUUUUUCUUCAUGAAGACCUCACAGUAAAAAUAGGUGACUUUGGUCUAGCCACAGUGAAAUCUCGAUGGAGUGGGUCCCAUCAGUUUGAACAAUUGUCUGGAUCCAUUUUGUGGAUGGCACCAGAAGUAAUCAGAAUGCAAGAUAAAAACCCAUAUAGCUUUCAAUCAGAUGUGUAUGCAUUUGGGAUUGUUCUGUAUGAAUUGAUGACUGGACAGUUACCUUAUUCAAACAUCAACAACAGAGACCAGAUAAUUUUUAUGGUGGGACGAGGAUAUCUGUCUCCAGAUCUCAGUAAGGUACGGAGUAACUGUCCAAAAGCCAUGAAGAGAUUAAUGGCAGAGUGCCUAAAAAAGAAAAGAGAUGAGAGACCACUCUUUCCCCAAAUUCUCGCCUCUAUUGAGCUGCUGGCCCGCUCAUUGCCAAAAAUUCACCGCAGUGCAUCAGAACCCUCCUUGAAUCGGGCUGGCUUCCAGACAGAGGAUUUUAGUCUGUAUGCUUGUGCUUCUCCAAAAACACCCAUCCAAGCAGGGGGAUAUGGAGAAUUUGCAGCCUUCAAGUAGCCACACCAUCAUGAGAGCAUCUACUCUUAUUUCUUAAGUCUUGUGUUCGUACAAUUUGUUAACAUCAAAACACCGUUCUGUUCCUCAAAUCUUUUUAAAGAUACAAAAUUUUCAAUGCAUAAGCUGGUGUGGAACAGAAUGGAAUUUCCCAUCCAACAAAAGAGGGAAGAAUGUUUUAGGAACCAGAAUUCUCUGCUGCCAGUGUUUCUUCAACACAAAUACCACGUGCAUACAAGU